Messenger RNA from Rosa rugosa (rugosa rose), 1006 nucleotides. RefSeq names its product protein yippee-like At5g53940. Bases 208 to 576 code for a protein of 122 amino acids. The transcript is spliced from 3 exons. Lineage: Eukaryota; Viridiplantae; Streptophyta; Magnoliopsida; Rosales; Rosaceae. The record is from RefSeq and is a predicted model, not a curated record. Gene Ontology annotation, cellular component: ubiquitin ligase complex.
GACACUGCAGAGUCAACUUGCCAACCAUUUGUUUGGGUUUUGCGGAACUGCCAUUGCAUACUAUUGGCCUAGCAAUGUGGCGCUGUGCCAAUCCUCUUUUCUCUCUCAUCUAUCUAAGUUUAGCUUGCCACUUUUGACAGUGGCUUCUUCACUUGUUUCGUUAGAAGGUCAGCAACUUGAAGAAGAGAAGAAGAAGAAGAGUGUCAGAUGGGAAGAAUAUUCGUGUUAGAGCUAGAGGGAAGGUCUUACAGAUGCAAGUUCUGCAAGACCCACUUGGCCCUCUUCGCCGAUUGUGUCUCCAGGGUCUCAUUUUUCCCUUGUGAUUUGGUCAGGCUUUUCAUUGUCGCCGGGGAAAAGCGUACCUCUUCAACAAUGCGCCCCCUUUUGAUCUUAGACAUCUCUCAAACUCUUCCCAGCACAAUGACUUUCCCAAUAAAGAGGCAAGCCAAGAUCAAACAAAAGCAGAAUGGUAAUGAAUCAACAGUGGACACAGAGAGAUUGGCUUGUUGGGAAAGGAGAAUGAACCCCAAACCACAUACCAUAGGGAAGUGUCUUCACAUUAUAUUCAGUGUGUAGAGUUCAAGACAAUCAAAGCUUUGUUACAAUGUUUAACUGACAAAAGAUGGAGUUAGACAUCUUAGAAGGUUGGCAACUGCAAUAGUAAGACUCUUAAGAAAUUGCCUGAUUGGAUAUUGGAGAAAUGAAACCCAUGAAGUGACUUCCAAAUCUGUAGUUUAAUCACUUCGUAUAUAUUAUAUUGCUCACAGGACCUAGUCUGACUUUUGAUAUGAUGUAAACAGUUAUGUAUUGCACUAGAAAACUAAUGUUUCAUAGAUAAUUUAGGAUUUCCUGGGUUUUUUAGAAGGGAAGGCUUCAAAUUGAGAUGAAAAUUAUCAGUCUUGCUCUUGCUUUCCAUUGACAUCCAUGAUGUAAGAAGAAACUUAUAUCUGGUAGAUAGCAGAUUCCAAAUAUUAAUAGAAACUGAUAUUUCGCCUUGGAGUUUUGG